Molecule: messenger RNA, 1704 nt
Organism: Etheostoma cragini (Arkansas darter)
Lineage: Eukaryota; Metazoa; Chordata; Actinopteri; Perciformes; Percidae
Gene: ogfod3
Product: urotensin-2 receptor 2
Exons: 9
Coding region: 170-1135 (321 amino acids)
Cellular component (GO): membrane
Molecular function (GO): L-ascorbic acid binding; iron ion binding; oxidoreductase activity, acting on paired donors, with incorporation or reduction of molecular oxygen
Source: RefSeq, a predicted model, not a curated record
CGCUUUCUUUUCCGGAGAGCCAGUAGGUUGGCCAGGAAGUGGAAAGAGAGGGAUUCAGGUGGUGGACUGGUGGUGGUGGUGGUGGUACGCCAUGGUUAGUCAAGGCAAGAAUAACCGUGUACGGUAGUAUUCGGUAAAUACUAUAGUGUAGCAGACGUGUCGGGUCAAAAUGGCGCUACUGCGAAUGAGAAAUGCACAGGGUCCCAAUGCUACUGAGAUAGAGAAGAAAAUUAAAAGAGGUAAUGCACUGCGCCAGGGAUCUGCAUGGAGGGGCUCCCGGUGGCUUGUGGCCUUGCUGCUGGUGGUUCUGUGUGCGUGCGGGGGUGCCUUGUGGCUGUUCCUAACCUCUCUGGACGGUGACGUCACGGAAACACUAGUCCGCCAGGGUGAGCUGGUGUCUCCCCAGCCCAGAGUCUACACCGUCCAGUGCUCGGAAGACUACGAGAACUACAAACGCUAUCCAGGAUGCACCCCUGUGAAGUGUGGCCGUGCGGUCACAGACAGCGUGGUGACGAGGGAGGAAGCCCAGGUCCUCAGGAGGCUGGCGGAGAGAGGGCUGGCGCUGGCCGGGUCAGACGGAGGAGCUUCCAUACUGGACCUGCACUCUGGAGCGUUGUCCAUGGGUAAACAGUUUGUCAACAUCUACAGGUAUUUUGGAGAUCAGAUCGAGGAUGUGUUCACGCAGGAGGAUUUCCAGCUUUACAGAAACGUCCGAGAGCGGAUCCAGGCAGUUAUUGCUGAGACGUUUGGUUUGGACCCGACUCUGAUGUACCUCACCAAGCCCACCUUCUUCUCCAGAAUAAACAGCACGACAGCCAAGACCCAACACGACGAGUACUGGCACCCGCACAUAGAUAAGGUGACUUAUGGCUCUUUUGACUACACCUCGCUCCUGUACCUGUCGGACUACGGCACUGACUUCACCGGAGGAAGAUUUAUCUUCAUGGACCAAAACGACAACCGGACAGUGGAACCACGGGCAGGCCGAGUCGCUUUCUUCUCUUCCGGGACGGAGAACCUCCACCGCGUGGAGAAGGUGACGUGGGGGACUCGCUUCGCCAUUACCGUGUCCUUCACCUGCGACCCUGCCCACGCCAUCGCCGACCCCGCCGUUCCCGGAGGCACCCACGGGUGACGGCGCUGCUCGCCGGCUUGGACAAGCCCUGCAAAAUGGGGGGAUCACGGGGGAGAGACAAGAAAGGAGGGAAGGAAGUGAGAUUUUCCUGGUAACCUUGCUGUCCUCUAGCUGCACGGUCCACAUGCAUUCGCCCUCUCUUCUGCAGAGGUGUUUUCUUAUCUCUUACUUUGUUACUGACCUUUGUGUUUUUAUCCAAUUUUCUAUCAUAAUUGCUAGAAUUAGGCAUUUUUGUUCACCACGCACAUUUCCACAAUCAGUUCCUCUUGACUGUUUGGGACCCAGCUUGAGCCUCUCGUCUGAAACUAUGUCAAACACCCUAACGUGGGCAUGUGUGUCGCGGUGUGUGUUUUUCAUUUUUAAGGAGAGAUAAACAUCUGGUGAGUCACCUACUAAAUCAAGAUUUGUUCCCAAAAUUCCCGUUCACACUCGAGCCCACCCAUGACCCAGGAGGUGUUAUCUUCUAAGAAGAACUUUCUCUGAUUGGUUGAUCUUUCUAGUAUGUUACCAUUUACUUCAAUGUGGUCGGUGAGGGUGGUUUGAAUUAAAAUACGGGAACAAUCUGAAAA